AUGGCCACCCUAGCCUUCUUCAAAUCCCUAAUCCCGGUCACCCUACAUUGGAAGACCGCCCCACUUUCCUCUGUCUACUACCCCCCCAUCGCCAUUGUUUGCUACCUUACCCUAAUCUUUUCGCUUCGUCGCUUCAUGCGCGACCGCCCACCCGUGAAGCUGCGCUCGCUCACCGUCCUUCACAAUGUAUUCCUGUGCGCCCUUUCCCUUGCCAUGGGCGUGGGCGUCCUCUCCGAAGUCGUCAAAGUUUUCGCCGCUAACGCCACCCCCUCAAACCCCUUCGCUGGCACCAACGCCGUGCUCUGCGAUCCCACCGGCGCUUCCAUGACAGGGCGCAUGGGCUGGUGGAUGUACGUUUUUUACGUCAGCAAAUACUAUGAGCUGCUUGAUACUGUCAUUAUGGUAUUGAAGAAACGCCCCCUCAACUUUCUCCACGUCUACCAUCAUUGCAUCGUCCUCCCGCUCUUCUAUGUCUACAUGUCCACAUCCAUGGUGUUGCAGUGGAUUGUCGUCGUUGCAAACUCCUCCGUCCACGUUGCCAUGUACUACUACUACGCGAUGGCCGCGCUCGGCCACAAGGUCUGGUGGAAGAAGUACAUCACGCUCGCGCAAAUCGUCCAAUUUAUCAUCGACCUUACCUCCACAUGGCCGUACCCCUUCCUUUACUUCUCUGCUUCCGGAUGCUCUGGCUCCAUGCGCGGUUGGCUCUUCGGACAGGCUGUCGGUGCCUCAUUCUUCAAGCUCUUCUGCGACUUUUACUUCAGGUCGUACACAAAGUCCAAAAACCUUAAGGCCCAACAAAAAGCACACCCGAGCGAGGAAGUGAACGAUCUCAAGAAGGAAACCGAACCCAAAGACGUUGACCACAAGAAAAUUGAGUAA
Chondrus crispus (carragheen) is the source of this 882-nucleotide messenger RNA. Its product is annotated as fatty acid elongase. Gene Ontology annotation, biological process: fatty acid elongation, polyunsaturated fatty acid; very long-chain fatty acid biosynthetic process; fatty acid elongation, saturated fatty acid. Lineage: Eukaryota; Rhodophyta; Florideophyceae; Gigartinales; Gigartinaceae. Gene Ontology annotation, molecular function: fatty acid elongase activity. The transcript has a single exon. Gene Ontology annotation, cellular component: endoplasmic reticulum membrane. The record is from RefSeq and is a predicted model, not a curated record. The coding region runs from base 1 to 882 and encodes 293 amino acids.